Molecule: messenger RNA, 513 nt
Organism: Beauveria bassiana ARSEF 2860
Lineage: Eukaryota; Fungi; Ascomycota; Sordariomycetes; Hypocreales; Cordycipitaceae
Exons: 1
Coding region: 1-513 (170 amino acids)
Source: RefSeq, a predicted model, not a curated record
AUGCUAGCCGAUCACUUACAAGCAGGAAAGCCACUUGAUGGGCAUGAUGAUGUCCCCGAAACUUUCCGCAGAUUGGUUCUUGAUGACGAACGUGACCGUCAGUCUCGAGAGGAAAACGAACGAGCGAAACGCAAGCGGAGACGUCCAGGUUCGGAGAAUCUGACCAUAAAUCCCCCGAACCCAGCUCAGCUUGCCCAUGAUGGUCGCACGAUUAUUCCAGCGAUGGUGUUCCCAACCACACCCCUCAUGGGCUUUGCGCAGCGCAGCGAAGACAAUAUUCGGGCGCAUACCACAUGGCUGAAACAUGGCGCGUCUGAUGAGCAGAAGGGACAUUACGAGUUUAUGCAGCAGCUGGCCCUGCGAAAUGGCUAUGACCUCGAUUACAUGCACAGUAAUAAAGAACGGGUAUGCGUCUUUUUUAUGGACGAAGGUGUGCCUGAGGGCUUUGCAUGGCGUUAUGUGUCUGGCGUUCCAUGGUUCAAGAAAGAACGGGAGAAAGCCGCAGGCAAUUAG